AUGGCCCCUUUUGAAGCACUAUAUGGUAGGAGAUGUAGGACUCCACUUUGUUGGUCAGAAUUGAGUGAGGGCAAGAUGAUAGGUCCGGAUUUGAUUCGAGACACAGAGGAUAAGGUCAGAAUUAUCAGAGAUAGAUUGAAAGCAGCUUCAGAUUGUCAGAAGUCCUAUGCCGACUUGAAGAGGAAAGAUGUAGAGUAUGCAGUGGGAGAUAAAGUUUUCCUUAAGGUAUCUCCGUGGAAAAAGAUAUUGAGAUUUGGAAGAAAGGAGCCAGAUUUAACUUAUGAGGAAGAACCAGUGAGGAUACUUGCGAGGGAAAUCAAGGAACUAAGGAAUAAGAGAAUUCUUUUGGUCAAGGUCCUUUGGAGAAACCAUAAGACCGAGGAAGCUACAUGGGAAAGUGAAGAUAUCAUGAGACAGCAGCAUCCUCAAUUAUUUACACCAGACAUGUUAUUGAUGAAGUUGUGGGUUUUUGAAGUUUUUGGUGAAUUGUUAAGUAGAAAUCUGAGGUUGGAGAACCAUCCUCAAAGGGUUAAAAGAGAAAGCCAAGGAGUAAGGAUUUCCAAAGCUUUUUCAGCUUGUUUUAUUAAGAUGUUUUGA
Molecule: messenger RNA, 597 nt
Organism: Jatropha curcas
Lineage: Eukaryota; Viridiplantae; Streptophyta; Magnoliopsida; Malpighiales; Euphorbiaceae
Source: RefSeq, a predicted model, not a curated record